AUGAGGAACUUUAUCUUGCUCCCUGUUCUUACUGUUGCGAUCUUAAUUAACUUUUCUUCCGCCACACAACACCUAACAUCGAGAAGUGAAAUUCCCGGCGAAUCUCGUCUCUUUACACCGACUAGAAUAUUGACCUCAAACAACACGGGUAACUUGGUUUGCCCAACUGGAACUUUCGAAUGUAAAGACAAGGCUGGUGGAUGUUGUCCCAAUGGUUCGUCAUGUCUGCCGAACUUUAAAUGCAGUGCUCCCACUAGCACUGCUGGAGGAAAUAGUGGAUCAGGCAAUACUGGAACCGGUAGUAGCACCUGUCCCGCUGACACGUUUAAAUGUCAAGAUAGCGAAGGCGGAUGCUGUCCGGAUGGCACAACUUGUAUACCCAACUUUAAGUGCAGUGCGCCCAAUAGUGUUCCUGGAGGAGGUGCUGGUACUACAGGAAACGUUCCUAAUGGUAAUCCUAGUGUUGGUGAUGGAAAGGGGAAUGACACUUGUCCCGCUGACACGUUUAAAUGUCAAGAUAGCGAAGGCGGAUGUUGUCCGGAUGGCACAACUUGUCUACCCAACUUUAAGUGCAGUGCGCCCAAUAGUGUUCCUGGAGGAGGUGCUGGUACUACAGGCAACGUUCCUAAUGGUAAUCCUAGUGUUGGUGAUGGAAAGGGGAAUGACACCUGUCCCGCUGGAACGGUUAAAUGUCAGGAUAGCGAAGGCGGAUGUUGUCCGAAUGGCACAACUUGUCUACCCAACUUUAAAUGCAGUGCGCCCAAUAGUGUUUCUGGAGGAGGUGCUGGUGUCAAUGGAGGGAAUAGUACGGGAGGAGAUGCUACGACUGGAUCAGGCGGUGCUGGAACCGGCAGUGUCACUUGCCCAGUAGGAUCGUUCCAAUGUCAAGAUAGUGCUGGCGGAUGCUGUCCUAAUGGCACGUCAUGUCUACCCAACUUCACAUGUGGUAAUCCAAACAAUGUGGUAAACACAACCCCAGGAAGCGAUAAUACAGGAAGCGAUGCUACAGAUAGUACAACAACUACGGGAAGCGAGAACACAGAUGCUACGCCUUCAUAG
This is a messenger RNA of Paraglomus brasilianum, 1059 nucleotides long. NCBI's taxonomy places the organism in Eukaryota, Fungi, Glomeromycota, Glomeromycetes, Paraglomerales, Paraglomeraceae. The record is from the annotation of a GenBank genome assembly.